Fragaria vesca subsp. vesca is the source of this 6425-nucleotide messenger RNA. Its product is annotated as protein RRP5 homolog. Gene Ontology annotation, cellular component: nucleolus; small-subunit processome; nucleus. The record is from RefSeq and is a predicted model, not a curated record. The coding region runs from base 93 to 5693 and encodes 1866 amino acids. The transcript is spliced from 40 exons. Gene Ontology annotation, biological process: rRNA processing. Lineage: Eukaryota; Viridiplantae; Streptophyta; Magnoliopsida; Rosales; Rosaceae. Gene Ontology annotation, molecular function: protein binding; RNA binding.
AGAAGAAUCCCAGAGACCCUCCCAAGUUCAACAACUCCUCAAAGAAGCCUUUCAAACCAAACAAGGACCACAACACCACCACCAACGCCGCCAUGGUUUUGCAGCUCGAAGACGACGUCCCCGACUUCCCCCGAGGUGGAGGGAGCUCUUUGAAUCGAAAAGAGCGCGAUGAGAUUAGGGCGGAGGUUGAUGCCGAAUUCGAGGCUGAAGAGAGGGAGCUGAAGAAAGGAGGGAAGAAGAACAAGAGAAAGAUGCCGAAGGAGAGCCUUGCACACGAGGACGACAUGGGCUCGCUUUUCGGUGAUGGCAUCACCGGAAAGCUACCUAGAUACGCAAACAAGAUCACUAUGAAGAAUAUAUCUCCUGGGAUGAAGGUUUGGGGAGUUGUUGCCGAAGUGAAUGAAAAGGACCUUGUAGUUAGUCUUCCGGGGGGCCUGCGAGGACUAGUUCGAGCUUCUGAUGCUUUUGAUCCUAUUUUGGACGACGAAACUGAGGCUUUAGCAGAUAGUGUCCUCCCUAGUGUAUUUCGGGUAGGGCAGCUAGUAUCUUGCAUUGUGUUGCAGUUGGAUGAGGAUAAGAAAGAGAAAGGGAAACGGAAGAUCUGGCUUUCUUUGCGCCUCUCUUUGUUGCAUAAGGGCUUCAGUUUGGAUUCUGUUCAAGAAGGCAUGGUCCUUACAGCCUAUGUUAAAAGCAUCGAAGACCACGGUUACAUUCUUCAUUUUGGUUUAUCUUCAUUCACAGGGUUUUUGCCAAAAAAUAGCCAAGCUGGUAACAAGGAGGUUCAAGUGAGCAGUGGUCAACUACUUCAAGCUGCUGUUAGAAGAGUUGAUAAAAUCCGCAAGGUUGUUCAUAUGAGUUCUGACCCAGAGAUAAUGUCAAUGUGUGUGACCAAAGAUCUCAAGGGAAUUUCAAUUGAUUUACUUGUCCCGGGGAUGAUGGUCAAUGCUCGUGUGCUAUCCACCCUUGAAAAUGGGGUCAUGUUAUCAUUUCUUACGUACUUUACUGGAACCGUUGAUAUAUAUCAUCUACAAAAUAGUUACCCUACUACAAACUGGAAGGAAGACUACAAUCAAAACAAGAAGCUCAAUGCUCGAAUAUUAUUUGUUGAUCCUUCAACUAGAGCUGUUGGUUUGACACUGAAUCCACAUCUUGUUCGCAACAAGGCUCCUCCUUCACAUGUCAAAAUUGGAGAUAUAUAUGAUGAUUCAAAGGUAGUGAGGGUUGAUAGAGGAUUGGGCCUUCUGCUUGAAAUACCAUCUACUCAAAUUUCAACUCCAGCCUAUGUUAGUAAAUUCAAGGAAGGUACUCGUGUUCGUGUCAGAAUUCUUGGUUUUAGGCACUUGGAAGGGCUUGCGACUGGGAUUUUGAAGGCAAGUGCAUUUGAAGGGUCAGUUUUCACUCACUCUGAUGUCAAGCCUGGGAUGGUUGUGAGAGGUAAAAUAAUAGCUGUUGACAGCUUUGGGGCUAUUGUGCAAUUCCCUGGUGGUGUGAAGGCUCUUUGCCCUCUCACUCAUAUGUCUGAAUUUGAAAUUGCAAAGCCUAGAAAAAAAUUUAAGAUUGGGGCUGAACUUGUGUUCCGUGUGCUUGGUUGCAAGUCCAAGAGAAUAACUGUUACACACAAGAAAACACUUGUAAAGUCAAAACUAGGGAUUCUUAGUUCAUAUGCUGAUGCUGCUGACGGAUUAAUAACACAUGGGUGGAUAAGAAAGAUUGAAGAACGUGGAUGCUUUAUCCACUUUUACAAUGGAGUCCAAGGAUUUUCCCCAAGAUCUGAACUUGGAUUGGAGCCAGGAUCUGGCCCAAGUACUAUGUAUCAUGUUGGACAAGUUGUCAAGUGUAGAGUUAUUGGCUCUAAUUAUUCACUUGUCAGGGUUUCUGAGGAUGAUAUGGUGAAGUUGGGCAGCCUUGUUUCAGGAGUUGUUGACCGGGUAACCCCCAAUGCUGUCAUGGUUUAUGUUAAUGCAAAAGGUUACUCAAUGGGCACAAUUUUUACAGACCACUUGGCAGAUCACCAUGGGCUGGCUACUUUGAUGAAGUCAGUAUUGAAGCCUGGUUAUGAAUUUGAUCAGUUAUUGGUAUUAGACACUGAAGGCAACAAUUUGAUCCUAUCUGCAAAACCUUCUCUGCUUAACUCAGCUCCCAAUCUUCCCUCAGAAGUCAGUCAAGUUCAUCCUAAUACUGUAGUACAUGGCUACAUUUGUAACUUAAUUGACACUGGGUGCUUUGUUCGCUUCCUGGGGCGUGUAACUGGUUUCUCCCCAAGGCACAAGGCAAUGGAUGACUAUAAAGGGGACCUUUCAGAAGCAUAUUACAUUGGCCAGUCUGUCCGGAGUACUAUUCUCGAUGUCAAUAGUGAAACAGGUAGAAUAACACUAUCAUUGAAGCAGUCAUCGUGCUCUUCAACAGAUGCCUCUUUUAUCCAGGAAUACUUUGUUUCAGAGGACAAGAUUGCUAAGCUGCAAAUAUUGAAUUCAAAAGAAUCAAGAUCAAAUUGGUCAGAAGGGUUUACAAUUGGCAGUGUUGUUGAGGGGAAGGUCCAGGAGGCAAAGGACAUUGGAGUUGUUGUCAGCUUUGAGAAAUAUAGUGAUGUCUUCGGUUUCAUCACACACUAUCAAUUAGCUGGUACCACCGUAGAAACAGGAUCCAUCGUGCGAGCAGUUGUACUUGAUGUUGCCAAGGCAGAGCACCUAGUUGACUUAUCUCUCAAACCAGAAUUCAUUACUAACUUAAAACAAGAAAGUUCCAAGAGCCAAACUCAUAAGAAGAAACGAAGAAGAGAAGUGUCAGAUGAUCCUGAGUUACACGAAACCGUAAAUGCUGUUGUUGAGAUUGUGAAGGAGAAUUACCUGGUUCUUUCCAUCCCAAAGUAUAACUAUGUUGUAGGAUAUGCAUCAGUUUCUGAUUACAACACUCAAAAGUUUCCCCAGAAACAGUUUCUGAAUGGACAAAGUGUCAGUGCUACUGUCAUGGCCCUUCCAAGCCCUACAACUGCUGGGAGAUUGCUUUUGCUAGUUAAUUCUUUGAGUGAGUCAGCUGAUAGUUCCAGCUCAAAGAGGGCAAAAAAGAAAUCCAGCUACAAAGUGGGAUCUGUGGUCCAGGCAGAGAUUACUGAAAUUAAGCCUCUUGAACUACGAUUGAAGUUUGGAAUCGGCUUUCAUGGACGGGUCCGUAUAACAGAGGUAAAUGAUGAUGUUCUGGAAGAUCCAUUUAAUAACUUCAGAAUUGGGCAAACCGUCACUGCAAUUAUCAUUGCAAAGACUAAUUCAGAUAACAACAAAAAGAGUUUCCAGUGGGAUCUGUCACUAAAACCUAGUUUGUUAACAGGUUCCUGUGAAAUAGAGGGAAGUGUUAUGAAUGAAGAUCUCAAUUUUUCAAUUGGAAAACAUGUUACUGGCUAUGUGUGCAAGGUGGAUGCUGAAUGGGUCUGGUUAACAAUAUCUCGGAAUGUUAGGGCUCAGAUUUUCAUUCUUGACAGCGCUUGUGAGCCAAGUGAACUUCAAGAGUUUCAGAAACGGUUUCAUGUUGGAAAUGCUGUAUCUGGUCAUGUUUUAAGUGUUAGCAAGGAGAAAAAGCUAUUACGGCUGGUUUCAUAUCCAUUUUCUCCCGUCUCCAAUAAAACAGUUGACCAUGAGGUGACAAAGAUGGAUGCAAAUGUUAGCAUGCUGAAUGCAACUGCUCAUAUUCGUGAGGGAUGUGUUGUAGCUGGGAGGAUUAUUAAAAAGCUUCCAGGUGUUGGUGGAUUGACUGUGCAAAUUGGUCCCCAUAUGUAUGGCAGGGUUCAUUAUAGUGAACUUUCUGACUCAUGGGUGUCCAACCCAUUGUCUGGAUACGAGGAAGGACAAUUUGUUAAAUGCAAGGUCCUUGAAUGUAGUCGCUCUGGACAGGGAACUUUUCACUUUGAGUUGUCAUUACGAUCUACUUUAGUUGGCACGCCUUGUCAAGAUUCCAAUGUACCUGACAAUGAUACGCUUACUCAUAUGGAGCGAGUGGAAAAGAUUGACGAUCUGAAACCUAAUAUGGUCGUACAGGGUUAUGUGAAAAAUGUUUCAUCAAAAGGAUGUUUUAUUCUGCUUUCACGGAAGCUUGAUGCCAGAAUUCUUGUCUCCAAUUUGUCUGAUGGAUAUGUGGAUGAUCCUGAAAAGGAAUUCCCAGUUGGAAAACUUGUUACCGGCAGGGUGUCAUCUGUGGAGCCUUUGUCAAAGAGAGUUGAAGUUACCUUGAAGUCAUUGAGUGCAAGCAGUUUGUCACAAUCUGCAAAGAAUAAUUUGGAUAGCUUGCAAGUCGGAGAUAUUAUCUCUGGCAGGGUAAAACGACUCGAGUCAUAUGGGAUAUUCAUCACAAUUGACAAUACAAACGUGGUUGGAUUGUGCCAUGUGUCCGAGCUUUCAGAAGAUAAAAAGGAAAAUUUUGAAAGUAAAUAUAGAACAGGAGAGAGGGUGACAGCAAAAGUAUUGAAGGUGGAUAAGGAGAGGCACCGGGUUUCACUUGGAAUGAAGGAUUUGUAUAUUAUGGAAAAUAGUGAUCAAACACCUCCAAAACAAGAUCUUGAUGAACCUAUCAGAAAGACUGCUUUGGUGGAUGAUAGUAGGUCAGUAACAGUAAUGUGUCCUGUAGACAGUCUCCUUGGGGACCAAAACAUGGAGAUUGAUCAUGAAAAUGCAGAGUUCCAGUUUCUUGCACAAGCAGAAUCAAGAGCUUUUAUUCCUCCGCUUGAAGUCACUCUUGAUGACUCAGACCAAGGCGAUGGGACUGUUAGCCAGGAUCGAGAGCUUCCUGAAGUGGAUAACACUGUAGAUGACAAGAAAAAGAAGCUCACCAAGAAAAAAGCAAGGGAUGAGAGGGAGCGUGAGAUAAGGGCAGCUGAGGAAAGACUAUUGGAGAAAGAUAUACCUAGGACUGAUGAGGAAUUUGAGAAACUAGUUAGAAGUUCUCCAAAUAGCAGUUAUGUUUGGAUAAAAUAUAUGGAAUUUGUGCUCUCUAUGGCUGAUGUUGAGAAGGCGCGCUCUAUUGCUAAAAGGGCUUUGGAGACGAUAAACUUCCGAGAAGAGAAUGAGAAGCUCAAUGUUUGGGUGGCUUAUUUUAAUUUGGAAAGCAAAUAUGGAAGUCCUCCAGAGGAGGCUGUAAUGAAAGUCUUUAAAGAAGCAUUGCUGUAUAAUGAUCCCAAAAAGGUUCAUCUAGCACUCUUGGGAGUGUUUGAGAGGUCUGAGCUACACAAGUUAGCCGAUGAGCUUGCUGAUAACAUGAUUAAGAGGUUUAAGAAGUCUUGCAAGGUAUGGCUAAGGCGGGUACAGAGGCUCUUGGUGCAACAGCAGGAUGGGGUUCAGGAUUUUAUCUCUCGUGCUGAAAAGAUCCUUCCUAAGCAUAAGCAUAUCAAAUUCUUGUCACAGACAGCCAUACUUGAGUUCAAAUGUGGGAACCCAGAGAGAGGGCGAUCCUUGUUUGAAAAUAUUCUGAGGCAAAAUCCGAAGAGAACUGACUUGUGGAGUGUUUAUCUUGAUCAAGAAAUUCGGCUUGGAGAUACUGAUCUGAUUCGCGCACUCUUUGAGAGGGCAACUAGUUUGAGCCUCCCAGCUAAAAAGAUGAAAUUCUUGUUCAAAAAAUAUCUGGACUAUGAAGAGCGUCACGGUAAUGAAGAUAGGGCCAAUUACGUGAAACAGAAAGCCAUGAGUUAUGUUGAAAAUACAGUAGCUUGACAUCACUUGUUCUUCUCAUAAGAACAGAAGAUUCUUUGUGAUUGCUAACCAGUUAGCUGCUAGCCUUGACAGGACAGACUCCAUGGCGAAUUUUUUUGCCACCGUGAUCACUAUUAUUGGCUGGCCCACGCUUCUUCGAGGAAAUGCUUGUCCGGAUGUAAAUGGUACUUUGUAAUGAAAUGGAUUGAGAAACUGCAACGAGGAUGGAAUUUUGAGGUGGGAAACCCCAAGGGUUAUGGGAUUGAAUAUUUAUAGGGACCGAUUGGCUCAAGUAGCCGCCAGAAUGUAACACUCUAGGAUCGGAUGGGUUUAAUUUAUUUUAUUUAUGUCCUGGAAGAGAGAAGGCGGGCAUUUCCCAGUGGUGGUGAAAUUCGGCUCUUUUAGUAUUCUUGAAUCUUUUAAGAUGGUACAUAUAAAUUUUGUAGUCGAGAGUAAAAUGUAUCGUAAAGAAGCGGCAGUGCAUUGUCAGAGAAUUGUAGUCGCUUAAAAAUUCGUUGGUGAACUCAGGAACUUAGUUGCACUUCUCAAAGCUUGUCACCUCCUUUCUCUAUUUGAGUUGAUUAUGACUCGGUUGCAAACUUAACUUGCAAGAGAUUGGGAAAUCAAGAAAUCUGCAACAAAAGUCUCUUAAAAACAAGAUACUGAAGAACCAGGUCAUUUACAUAUAUAAUAAUUUCAUUUAUUUGACUUGGAGAAGCUUUUUCAGAACUUUUAAGAGCGAAGGGUAAGCAG